GGGACAAAAGGCGAGAUGACGCUUUGCUGUCCUCGGACCUUUGUCAAGAGAAAGCUCUCUUAAUUUGAUUUUUGUCCGGACUAAAGCAGAUCAGAGAAGAACUUUUCCCUGGGCUCGGCCUGGGGCAGCAGGAAGAAGGAAGGGAGCGCUGGGCUGUGUGGGAGCAGGGUGUCUGCACCCGCUGGACACCAUGCUGCGUUGGUGUUGACUGACACCCGAAGGGUGAGCAGGCGGACCCGCAGACCAAGGAGAGAGGGAGGCAGAAGCCCCUCUUCGCGUGUCUCCACCAGGUCCACCGGGCACCAUGGGCAGCCUCUGCCGGAGGCUCCUGGCUCACUUGCAGCCCUGUCUACCCUGCUUGCACCUGGAGGCCGACAAACCGCCCGUGGUCAUUAAGAACCCAGGGGCGCGCUCCCCUGCCACCGCACCCAGGGCUCAGAAGCAGGAACCCGAGGGGGAUCGUGGACACUACUUCGUGGCUCUGUUCGACUACCAAGCUCGGACCGCCGAGGACCUGAGCUUCCGUGCAGGGGACAAGCUCCAAAUCCUGGACACUUCUCACGAGGGCUGGUGGUUUGCGAGACACUUGGAGAAAAGAGGCGAUGGCUCAGGCCAGUCAGUCCAGGGCUAUAUUCCUUCCAACUACGUCGCUGAGGACAGGAGCCUACAGGCAGAGCCGUGGUUCUUUGGAGCAAUCAAAAGAGCAGAUGCUGAAACACAAUUAUUAUAUUCAGAAAAUCGGACAGGUGCCUUUCUUAUCAGAGAAAGCGAAAGCCAAAAAGGAGCUUUCUCCCUUUCAGUUUUAGAUGAAGGAGUUGUAAAACACUACAGAAUCAAAAGACUGGAUGAAGGAGGCUUUUUCCUUACCCGAAGAAGAACCUUUGCGACAUUGAAUGAAUUUGUGAGCCACUACACCAAGACUAGUGACGGCCUGUGUGUCAAACUGGGAAACCCAUGCUUAAAGGUGCAAAUCCCAACCACUUUUGAUUUGUCCUAUAAAACCGUGGACCAGUGGGAGAUAGACCGUAACUCUGUGCAGCUUCUGAAGCGACUGGGAUCCGGUCAGUUUGGUGAAGUGUGGGAAGGUCUAUGGAACAAUACCACUCCAGUAGCAGUCAAAACGUUAAAACCAGGUUCAAUGGAUCCAAAUGACUUCCUGAGGGAGGCGCAGAUAAUGAAGAAUCUGAGACAUCCAAAGCUUAUCCAGCUUUAUGCUGUUUGCACUUUAGAAGAUCCAAUUUAUAUUAUUACAGAGUUGAUGAGACAUGGAAGUCUGCAAGAAUAUCUCCAAAAUGACGCUGGAUCAAAAAUCCAACUGGAUAAACAAGUAGACAUGGCAGCACAAGUUGCCUCUGGAAUGGCUUACCUAGAGUCGCAGAACUACAUCCACAGAGAUCUGGCUGCCAGAAAUGUCCUCGUCGGUGAACACAAUAUUUACAAAGUUGCAGAUUUUGGACUUGCAAGAGUUUUCAAGGUAGAUAAUGAAGACAUCUAUGAACCUACACAUGAAAUAAAGCUGCCGGUGAAGUGGACCGCACCGGAAGCCAUCCGCUCUCAUAAGUUCAGCAUUAAGUCUGAUGUGUGGUCAUUUGGAAUCCUUCUUUAUGAAAUCAUUACUUAUGGCAAAAUGCCUUACAGUGGUAAGACAGGCGCUCAGGUGAUCCAGUUGUUGAGUGAGAACUACAGACUCCCUCAACCAUCUAACUGCCCACUGCAGUUCUACAACAUCAUGUUGGAGUGCUGGAAUGCCACACCAGAGGACCGGCCAACAUUUGAGACGCUGCAUUGGAAACUGGAGGACUAUUUUGAAAUAGAGUCUUCUUCAUACGCAGAUGAAAAUAACUUCAUAAUGUGAACACUCUGAAACGAUAGCAAAUAAUGAAGGAAAAAUAAAAUGAAAUGAUCAUAUCCCAAACAUAACUGUACCCAAUAACAAUAUAAUCGGUUUUUCUGGACUCACUGGAGUGAUAGGGUGGCUUUGGUUGGGCAUUAUGGAACACAAAUUAGAUAAACAUUUUAUUGACUGGGUAAUGCUGCGGGAUAAUCUAAAAUGAUAUGUCAUUUUCUUACUGCCUGCAAAAUCAAACAAACAAACCAAAGUUAUUUUUUUCUUUUUAUAAAGAUGCUUAGAUUUCUAUUUAUUGUUGGAAAUGCCGAUCAAGAGAAUCAACAGAUGACAGUCAGUUUUUACUCAGUGAUUUGUAGCAUUAUCCUAUUUACUGAGUAGAGUGGUUAUUCAUCAUUCCUUGGAUUGUUGGCCCCCAUCAGGCUGGUAUUAUGAAGGAAUUUGAUUGCUUUGCUGCACAGCAGGACCUGUGCUUUGAGGGUCCCACCCCCCUUUUUCUUUAAGAUAUCCUGUGACUACAAUGAAGCUGAAGCCAUGUUAAAUGACUUAACUGUACUUGGAGUAAUUGCACAUAUUUUCCCUCCUUUGAAUAAAAAAGAGAAGCAGCUGUUGAGGAAAAGAAUUAAAAUCUCUCUCAUUAGUAGAAGGAAAUGAUGGAAUUUUUCUAUACCUCAGUAUGUGUCAUCUGAGAAUAAUCUACAUUAGUUUUAAUCUUUUAAUGUUAAGAAUCAGAUUGCAAAGCUGGUGAGUUAUUAUCUAUGAAAAUAUGUGAAAAACAUCUAAUAGCAUGUUAGGCUUGAGAAAUAGGUAUCAAAAUAGUUUAGGGAAAUUAAAGGAGAACAGUAGGAUUUUUAUGGCCCAGGUUUUCUGAUUUUUUUUUUUUAGUUGAGUCAAAUGCGCUUUGGCAUAAAAGUGAAAAAAUAAAAACCCAA
Messenger RNA from Echinops telfairi (small Madagascar hedgehog), 2778 nucleotides. RefSeq names its product fyn related Src family tyrosine kinase (gene FRK). Bases 305 to 1855 code for a protein of 516 amino acids. Gene Ontology annotation, biological process: cell differentiation; cell surface receptor protein tyrosine kinase signaling pathway; protein phosphorylation. Gene Ontology annotation, molecular function: ATP binding; signaling receptor binding; non-membrane spanning protein tyrosine kinase activity. The transcript is spliced from 8 exons. NCBI's taxonomy places the organism in Eukaryota, Metazoa, Chordata, Mammalia, Afrosoricida, Tenrecidae. Gene Ontology annotation, cellular component: extrinsic component of cytoplasmic side of plasma membrane. The record is from RefSeq and is a predicted model, not a curated record.